Messenger RNA from Micropterus dolomieu (smallmouth bass), 2007 nucleotides. RefSeq lists its product as uncharacterized. The record is from RefSeq and is a predicted model, not a curated record. The transcript is spliced from 8 exons. The coding region runs from base 611 to 1588 and encodes 325 amino acids. Lineage: Eukaryota; Metazoa; Chordata; Actinopteri; Centrarchiformes; Centrarchidae.
UCUGUCAUUAAGGAAAACACUAUAGUAGUAUGGCAGAGGCAGUGGGAAAAGGAAACAAAGGGCCGGCAUUAUUAUGCAAUACAAAACAAAGUAAAGACAGAGCAGAGUUACUUGGGUAAAUCCAGAAGACAAGCUGUAAUUAUGACAAGACUAAGGCUGGGACACUGUGGAUUUGCAUGGGAUCUAGCGAAGAUAGGCAAACAUGAGGAUGGGCUCUGUAGAACCUGCAAUCAACAACAGACUGUUAAUCAUGUGUUUAUGGAAUGUCAACAGUAUAAAAGGCAAAGAGAACAACUUUAUUCUGAGGUAUCAGGAGAUGGAUUACAAGCAGUGACAUUGAGAGAUAUUUUGAAUCCUCAUGAGAACCAAUCAAGGAUAGUGGAAGCAGUCAUGGAUUUUAUAUCUGCAACAGGAUUAGCCCUCUGAGAAUGAAGGUGCUAUAAAGCGAUACCGAGACUGAACUGUGGGUGGCAGCAAUAUGCCGUAAGGCAUCUAGUCUGCCGGAAAGCCAGUAGAAGAAGAAGAAGAAGACUGGGUGUGGAGAGUGUGGAGCGCAGAUGGCAUGGAGAGCUGGGUGGCAGUGCAGUGAGGUUAAGAUAAUGAUUUAUUGAUGCCAGCAGUGCAACAUCCAAAUCUCCAGAACAAACAUUCUGGAGAGAGGCCUACUGCAGUGGCAGCGUCAAAAAAAAAAAAUUCACCCAUUGCUGCUCUGAAAGUGACGUUCUUUUGGGAGGCAGGAGUGGACACAGGUGCUCUCCGAAAAGAAUUUCUCACAGAAAUGAUUGCAGGAAUUGAGAGCCAUUUCUUUGAGGGGCCAAAGCACCAGAGGAGCCCACGAUACUCUCUGACUGACUUUGACAGCGGCCUGUACAAGACUGUUGGGAGAGAUUUUAGCAGUAAGUUUGGCACAAGUUGGAGACAGUCGCGAGAGUUAAUUGAGCAGGUUGAAAUGUCAACUGAACAUUCAAUUGAAGGCCUUUCUGAUGAAAUCAUAAAUUGUGGAAAUACUGGAUCUCAGUGCAAAAAGAGUCCAUUGUUUGUGCUGAGGCUGCAGCCUAUGUUGGAACAACUGAGAGGAGGCCUGCAGCUGUAUGACCUUCUUUCGCUAAUCAGGCAGUACCCAGAUAUCUGCCAGCCCCUGUUUGUUCCCGGUGAAGAUGUAAAAGUUAAUGCAGAGUUUGUCAUGGCAUCCAUUCUUCCUCAACUGAGUGACAAAGGGACUUCCAGGCAUCAGAUUGAGCUGGAGAUGAUCAACUUUAUUCAGGACUUCCUUUAUGAAGCUGAAGCUGAAGACCAGGUAGAUGACCAAGAUGGCCUACAUUCCAUCACACCUGCCAGGUUGCUCCAGUGGAUCACAGGCCAAGGUCACAUCCCACUUCUUCCCUCAGAGAAGAAGGAUUUUGCUGUAACAAUCAAGUUUAACCAUGACUGUAGUGCAGACUUUGGCCAUCACAGUGUGUGUUACCCCGUUGUGUCAGCAUGUGCCAAGAAUAUUGUACUACCUGUAAAACAUAUGAGGCCUUAUGACCAAUUCAAAAAGGUUCUAACUGAGGCUUUUCAUCUGGGCCAACAGUUUAACAUGGUGUAAAUAUUUACCAUCAACUGAUGGUACCUUUUUCUAGGUUGAACUACAACCUACAGUAAAUGAUAAAUGUUUAGCACCAGUUGCUACUGUUUUACUUAUGUUCUGAUUAAUGAAACACAUUUCUUAGUAAUACGGUGUUCCAAAAUCCAUAUUUGGAAAGAGGAAUUAGUCGAGAGUAAACAUUAAAUUAUUGUUUAAUAGCAGUACUGUUGAGCAUUUCAUGCAAACAUGUUAAGGUUAAGAAGGUAAUCUUGCAACAAGAUUUCAUAAAAGUAAUUAGUUUACAUCUCAUCUAGAUGUCUGGCUAAUUGGCAUCAUGUUGUCUCACUCACAAGUUGCAGCCCAGCACUCUGAGAAGCAGUUAAAGAAUGUUUGUACCAUGUAGCUUCACUGCUGUCAGUAACAAUAAACAUUUAAAACAA